Molecule: messenger RNA, 5933 nt
Organism: Opisthorchis viverrini
Lineage: Eukaryota; Metazoa; Platyhelminthes; Trematoda; Opisthorchiida; Opisthorchiidae
Exons: 15
Coding region: 1-5742 (1913 amino acids)
Biological process (GO): regulation of DNA-templated transcription; microtubule cytoskeleton organization; mitotic cell cycle
Cellular component (GO): nucleus; cytoplasm; microtubule
Molecular function (GO): DNA-binding transcription factor activity; GTP binding; structural constituent of cytoskeleton
Source: RefSeq, a predicted model, not a curated record
AUGCUCUUUGAUAAUAAUAAUAAUCGUUCAGCUGUAGCACCCUUCCGGCGGACACAGAAAGCCAAAGAAAUGGAAGAGGCCCAGAAAGCCGGUAAUGCCCGGAGAUUAUUUCAGUUGAUCCGUGCGACCGGUCCCCGGAAACCACCUGAAAUGAACGCGACUUCUGAGACCGAUGCGGUUGCGAAUUUGCUCAAAAAGUUGUACAAAGAACUGCCGGCAGAUUCGGUUUUCUGGUUUCUAAAGUGUUGGUUGUGCAGCGAGGACAGCCUGCAGGACCCAGACUCGUGUGUAAUCAGUCGUGGGGAUGCCAAAGGUCGCAUGAGACGGAUUGAUGGGGGUAAAGGAUCCGACAAAGUUUGGCGUUUGGAUACCAUUGUUGGUAUGCUCUAUCAUGGUCUACCAAUGUCCAGUACGGACACCAAUAUAAUGGUUCACACAUGCGACCAGGAACUAUGCGUUCGCCCGCAACACAUUCGGUUUCGCGCCAGUUCCGUGGCUCUUGUUGUCGUGCUCAAAGCACUUGCACAGGCUGGCUACACUGUGAUUCCUCCACCGAUUCCCGCUGGUCCCGAUGGAGUCGCUCCUAAUGCUUCGGAUGAAUCCGUCGACGUCUUUGGUCCAUUCACCAUAGAUGAACUUCAACAGUACCGUCGUGAGAACCUCAACCCUGCCGAAGAGUCAAUCAGCAAGCUAUCACUUAGUGCUGCUGAUCGUGAAUUUGCAGAAACUGUCCCUGUACUUCGAACGAUCUUACAGGGCCAUCGUAUCGCGGACACCGGGGAGUCUGGCUCAGUCGGCAAUCCAGUUGUGAAUGGCUAUCACUCUUACCCAACUUCGUUCGAUGGUGCGACCAUUCCCACCCAUCCCAGCUCCCAUAUGUCCGUCAACAAACAUGAAAAAUUCUCUUCCAGUGCAUCCUCAGUCAGCCUGGAUCUUCAUCAGACAAAUCGAAUAGUUUACCAAACCGCGAAACACCAAUUUGGUGAAGAUAUGUCGUCGGACAUCAAACCAUCAGUGUUCCCCCUGUGUCGUUCGUCUUCCCCCAGUCGAGGUCCCGCUUCCCUCGCAGUCGCUGGUCAUCGACUCGAGCGAAGAAGCCUCAAACGUCCAGCUCCAACAGAUUCGCCCUGUUCCUUCCCAUCUUCACCCAUCAGACCAACAUCUUAUGUCGCACCUUCAAGCAGCAGUCCACCUCUCCUUAUGCCUGAUAACUCUUCUCCCAAUUCCCAUCAUCAUACUCCUCAACAUCGAUCCAUUCCCAACCCAUAUGUACAUCGUGAUAACCAACUAUCCAACGCCAUCACUCGACAGCAAAAUCGCACCCAGCUUUCUGGCCUCCCUGCCGGUGAUAACUCUUUAUCUUCCUCAGCCUCUUCUCUGUGCUCCACAAAUCUCAACCCAGCGAAGUCCAUUGCACUGCAUGGUUUGGCAUGUGAACCGCCUGCUAAUGAAUUGGUCUCAACUACCGCUUCUUCGACUGUUACCUCAUCUGCCUCUGGUGCUUCCGCCUGUGUUGAUUCCGUACAGCAACAACAGUAUGAGACCCAAUCUCAACACCGUUCUAAAACCUUCGUCCCAUCAAGGACUUCAAACUCCCCUAAUAGUGGCAAUAUUAUUCACCAACCUUUCGCCAUGCACCAAUCUUCACAUGCACACUUGUUGCACAACCAGUGCGUCACCAGCGUUCCCGGCGGCGUUGGUGGCUAUGUGUCGACGACAGGUGGGUCACUCAAUAGUAAUUCCGUGGCUUUGAACUCUACUCUGAAUGCGCCCAACAGCGGUUCCAACAGCGGUAAGAACACGCCUAGACAACCAGCGAAAAAACGCCUUGAGGCACGAACUCCUACGAUUGAAGGGACAGCUGACGAUCCUACUGUCCCUAUGACUACCACCAGCGUAUGCACGGAUAGAGGCAGUACGCCGACUGUGGACGAUUCCAGUGUGCUUGUGAUGAACAACAGUGUGGUGAAUGUGGGUACUGUCAGUGGGGCUGCUUCUGGAGUUGGAGUCGGCACGAACGUCUUCCGGGUUCACCAAAAUACCCCUUUCGUCCCUGUUCGAAGCCGCUCUGGACGUCCCAGUUCUUCAGGAUCUUCGUCCAGUGCCAGUGGAUUUCUGUCCAACAGCACAGGAAUCAACAGCUCGGCAACUGCGCGCAAACUCAGUGGCUUUGAAACCAUCGACACUGAAGUAGGCGGGCUAGGAUCAUCGAACCGGUCAGUUGGUGGUCCUUCCAUCGCGGCCAGUCAAUCAGAUGACGAGGAAGAAGAACUUAGAGACAUAAUGGUUGGUCGGCCGGGAGCUUCGAUACUACACACUCCAGCGGCCGAUGCUACUGGACAGAACAUCACUCACUCAAACGAUCAAAGCAAUGCUGGCAGCGUUUCUCAGACAUCAUCGACUGGAGCAACAGCGGGGGCAUUUCCUCAGCUAGGUCGCAGUCCUACCCACGACCGACGGAUGGUUGAAAUGAUUGGUAUGAUAUUGGCCAACGCUCACGGAUCUCCCGCCCUAGGGAAUUCAACUCCACUCAAUUCUCGUCGAAGUGCCUCAGCUUGCAGUCUGCCUCGAAUCGGCGCCAGCCCGAACGAGAACACUCCGGAGCUUCAUUUCCCUUCCUACUCUCAUGCAUUCCCUAACCCAAUCAGUGGUCACCACAACACUUCGGUCCAACUGUUUCCUCAUCGUUCCUCCUUCGGUCAGUCGCUGCUCACCAAAACCCCGUCGCAGCCGAUCACUACUCAUCCUUCGGAUCAACUGGACCGGAAGUCCACCUUACCGAACGGUGGUUCCACACCACCACCACCACCAUAUCUUGCCCCGUCAUCCAGAGACUCAGACGAUCGCUCGGACUGUGCCCACAACACAACGACUCCACCUCAUCUGUCCGCUUUGCAGCCCCUCAAUUUGAACACCGACCUUGGUAGUUCCGGUCGCGAAUCGGUGCAUGAGAUUGCCAGAUGGAUCCGCGACUCUCCGGCUUCCGGCAUCACACCAGAGUUGAUUGAUGUGUUGUACAACAUGGCACAACAAUACGGUAUGUAUUCCUCCCGUUCUGAAAGUCGAACUAGCCGUUCUCCCAGUCAGGUAGCACAGAACUUCUACCGUAGCCUGGUGAACGGUUCAAUGUGCCGGUCUCCUCUCCUGAGUAACGGACCUACCCAAAGUGGCAGUAGUGGUAAUACCUUUGGUCCUCUGGCUAUACCUGGAUCCGGAACAAUGAUGACAGGCAGUGCGGAUAUUCCUUCUGUCUCAGCCUGCAGUAAUACAAACAACAGCAAUUGUAAUGGACACAAAACCUCCGGGUCUUCCUUACAAUCGCCGAUAUCGUGUUGCAACGUAACCGGUGCUCCCACAUACCAUAUCCACCCAGUUCAUCAACUUCGUGGCCUUAGUUUUACUCCACUGUCGGUAGAUCCUGAGCCCUCCUCGUCAGCAUCCGCACCAGCAACAGCAGGGAAUUCAGAAUGGCAACCCAGAUCUUCCGUUGCUCCUCCCUCCCCCCAUACAUUGUCUCCAAAUCAGCUUGCACGAUCCAGUCGUUAUGGUUCUUCUGUAUCUGCCACUAUGACCAGUACCCCUUCACCCACUCUAGCCGCAACCCAGUACCCGAGUGAUUCCAUUGUGCACGAAUUCCGCUCACAGUGUCGUCCGCUGAAUGUGCUGCAUCAGGCCGCCCCAUGUUUCACUUGGCUUGAUAUUCGAAAUAUCGCAAUACACUUCGCAGUCCACGACCUGUUUUGCCUUUCUUGGAGCUCACCAGUGGGUGCGCAAGACGGCUGCACACCUUCGACGAACUGGUCGGAAAGCAACUGGUGGCGCAACACUCCGUCCAGCCCUGGCAAAGCCCGAUCCAACGAUUGCUGCAUGCCGGCGAAGAACACGGUCGGGUCACACCCAGGUGUCAUCCUGGCCGUCUUGAACCGCCUCAUAGCCUUCUGGCGGUCGGCCGAUGUGUCGAACUCCGCUGCAAGGAGUUCCUUCGCAGCGGCCCAUUCCACCUUCCGAGGGCUUCUUCUGACCACAUCCGGGGCCUUAUUGGUUGUUGAUCAGGUGGCUGUUGAUCAGUUCGCCACCACAUUUUCACCACCACAUUUCACCACAUUACCAACAUCCAGGGCCGCCUUCGCCCGGCCCCUGAGGAGGAGGGAGGUCAUUAUCCUUAGUUUCGGACAAGCGGGCACACAGCUUUCAAAUGCAGCCUGGGAAUUAUUGUGUCUCGAACAUGGGAUAAAGCCUGAUGGCUUACUUUUCGAUUCGUUAAACCCAGAAGACUGCCUGAAUAACCAAACGUUUUUUCAAGAUACCCCGACCGGACAACAAGUACCACGAGCUGUGAUUAUGGAUUUGGAGCCCACGGUUAUAGAUGAGAUCCGAACGGGAGUCUACCGUGGGCUAUUCCAUCCGGACCAGUUGAUCACCAGCAUAGAAGAUGCCUCGAAUAACUAUGCGCGUGGAUUUUACAGUGUUGGCCGUCGUGUUGUCAAACGUUACAUGUCACAAGUUCGGCGUGCCACAGAAGCCUGUGAUAUGUUCCAAGGAUUUUUUGUCAUCAACAGUUUCGGUGGAGGUACCGGUUCCGGGUUCACUUCUCUGGCACUGAACCAUUUGGAUACGGAAUUUGCGAAACGCUCAAAGAUUCAAGUUGGUAUCUAUCCAGGACCGCGGCUCUCAACAGGGAUUGUGGAGCCUUACAAUUCUGUCCUGACUUUUAAUUCCUCAAUGGAGCAGUCCGAACUGAGUAUUCUAUUGGAUAACGAAUCUCUGUACGACCUCUGUGACACUGGCCUUGGAGUGCCACGACCAACUUACACCGAUGUGAACAGAAUUGUUGCAAUCAUAUUCAGUUGCAUGACAGUUUCGUUACGUUUCGAGUCAUCUUUGAAUGCUGACCUGACACAACUCGAAACCAAUUUGGUCCCAUAUCCUCGGAUUCACUUUCCGAUUGUCAGUCAUGCACCCAUAACAUCCUCAGAACGUUCUGAACAUGAGGUGUUCAAUACCAGCGACCUAACUCGUCUAUUGUUCGAACCGACGAAUCAAAUGCUCAAUGUUGACUUGUCACAAGGUCGGAUCAUGAGUUGCUGCAUCCAGUAUCGUGGUGACAUAGCUAUACAAGAUGUGGCGAAAGCUGUUAUGGACAUGAAAUGCAGACAAACCCUCCGAUUUGUAGAUUGGUGUCCAACUGGAUUCAAGCUUGGCGUUGCGAGUCAACCGCCAACAAUCCCCUCCUAUUCGCCAAUGGCUAAAACCACACGUUCGGCAACUCUGCUGAUGAACACCUCUGCCGUGAAUCAAGCCAUUCAAAAGGUGGAUCGAAAAUUUGAUAUGCUUUUUCACAAGCGUGCAUUUGUGCACUGGUAUGUUUCAGAAGGCAUGGAAGAAGGAGAGUUUCCCGAAGCCCGGGAAGCAUUGUCCAUACUGGAACAAGACUAUCUCGGUGUAACACAAGAACUAAGUCAAAAAGAACCGCAUUCCAAUCCUAGGACGAUGCAUAUCAGUACUCAGGAAGAACUGGAGCAACCAGAAGAUAUGAUGUCAAACAGCGAACGAGGGAGGCAGACAUCUAGCAAUCAUGCGAUUCGGUGGAGCGAUGUAGCACGCGAUGAGGAAUCCAGUUAUGUUCGAUCACGCAGUGCCACUCCAACGUCUUCCUCGUCCUACUCAUCGUCACAGCCGGCCUCCUUGCAUAAUGCCUAUAACAUGGAUAGUCUGGAUCCCAUAGACCAUUAUGUGCAAUAAUUUCGUACUCAAAACUCAUUCAUUCAUUCAUUUUUCCGGGCCGAACAUCUCCAUUCAUUAUCGUCUAUCGUGUUUUGUUACUGACCGAUGUGUCAGUAGUUAGGAACAAUUACCCAUUUUCGGUUUGGCCUUGAGUGCAUUCCGUCCACCACUUGGAAAGAACAGCUUUCCGUUCAGUAGUAAAAUACCUU